Messenger RNA from Epinephelus moara (kelp grouper), 4453 nucleotides. RefSeq names its product bromodomain containing 8b (gene brd8b). The record is from RefSeq and is a predicted model, not a curated record. NCBI's taxonomy places the organism in Eukaryota, Metazoa, Chordata, Actinopteri, Perciformes, Serranidae. The coding region runs from base 42 to 2405 and encodes 787 amino acids. Gene Ontology annotation, cellular component: NuA4 histone acetyltransferase complex. Gene Ontology annotation, molecular function: protein binding. The transcript has 19 exons.
UGUCCGGCGGAAGUUGUGCUCACGGCCUUAUCACAAAAGAAAUGGCGAGCGGUAUCGGCAAACACAAGAUACUGAAUGUAGGGCCAACAGAGCCCUGGUCAGUCAGGGAGAAACUGUGCCUGGCCUCUUCUGUCAUGAGGAGUGGUGACCAAAACUGGGUGUCUGUAAGUAGAGCCAUCAAGCCUUUCUCAGAGCCUGGCCGUCCACCUGACUGGUUCUCACAGAAGCACUGUGCCUCACAAUACUCAGAGCUGCUAGAGGCCACAGAAGCACCAAAGCGUAAGCGUGGUGAGAAGGGUGAAGUGGUCGAAACCAUUGAAGAUGUCAUCGUUCGUAGGCUAACCACAGAGAGGAUAGAGGAACUGAAAAAACUAUUGCGAGACACACAAGAACAGUACAGAAAGUUGAAGAAAGAGGUGGAUCUGAUACAGACGGGUCACAUGGACUCCCAGUUGAAGGAGCUGUGGGCAGAAAUCACAUUAAAAAAGAAGCAGGAUGAGGACGAAGCAGAACAGAAGAGGAAAGCCACAGAAACAGCGUACCAAGCUCGUCAGGCGGUGAAAAACACACCUAAGCGUCUGCCAAGUGUAACUGUCCGUUCUCCUCUGGGUGCCAGCCCCCCCACCAUGGACUCUCAGGCCGACUCUUCGGCCCCAACGCCGCCCAUGGAUACAGGGGGUGUUGGCUCCGAUGACACCACCACCACCACCACCACCACCACCACCACCACUACCACCCACUCAGUUGCCCAGGGGGUCGGAGUGUUUCUUCCAGCGACGGAUGCUCCAGGCCCAGGGCACAAAGAUGGAGGCCUGGCCGCUUUAGUGGAUGACUCAGCACAAAAGAGACUCCUAACGCAAAAGGCAACACCGCCGCCCUCGCCUCUCCUGUCAGAACUGCUGAAAAAAGGCAACCUCAUCUCGGCCAGCCCCCGCCUGGUUGGGGAAGGAGAUUCUACUGGAACCCUCACAAAUGGAGUACAAACAGCCACCGCAGCCACUGCUUUACCACCUGGUCAUGAUGUCAUCACAGAGGGUGAAGCAGAAGCUGCAGUGAAGGCAGAGCUCGGUGAGGAGACGGGGUUGGUAGAAGAGGACCUUGUAGCAGUGUCUUACAUGGGAGACGAACUGGACCUGGAGACAGUAGGAGACAUCAUUGCCAUCAUAGAGGAGAAGGUCGAUGACUCUGUGGAGGCCUUGGACGCAGCAGCAGUGGAAGCAGCGCUCUCUCUCUGCGAAGAGGCCGUCUCAGAAGGACACACCCUCCCUGGCCCCUGGGAGACGCAGGAACUGAAGGCUUCAGACCCAGCACCCACAGUCCAAGACUCUGAUCCCACACAGGAGCCUCAGAAUGCGGCCACAAUAUCAGCCCUGAUUCCUGCCAGCAUAGAGCCCCAGAGUCAACCAGAAACUAAAAGAGAACAACAGCUGAAGGGAAACUGUGAGGGACCUGAGGUGGCAGGAAGUGAUGUCACCUCUUCUGUCACCUCUGACGACGGUGCAACAGGAAGUGAGGUCACGGAGGAGGGCGCGGCAGGGAAGGAGGUCACUGAAGCGACGGUCAAGAGUGAAGGAGAGGAAUGGAGCCAGCCGGAGCCCAACCCGCCCUGCCUAGACUCUGAGGACAGCUCUGUGUCGGGGAAGGAGUCCAAGGAGGUGAAGGAGGAGGAAGCAGGGAGUGAGGGUGACCCAGAGGAAGGGAUGGAGCUGAAAGAGGAGUGCGGAGAGGGGGAGGGUCCCUAUCUGUCAGAGGUGGAGCGGGCAGCCAGCGAGAGUGAAGACGGUUACGGCCCACCCUCCCAACGCUACACAGCAGAUUCACUGGCCAGCAGUCCGGCCUCAUCUUCCCAGCUAUCUACGUGUGGUGAGGACCAGGAGGCAGUGCAGGCCCAGAAGAUCUGGAAGAAAGCCAUUAUGCUGGUGUGGAGAGCCGCAGCCAACCACAGGUAUGCCAGUGUCUUCUUGCAGCCUGUGUCAGAUGACAUCGCACCUGGUUACCAUAGCAUCGUACACAGACCCAUGGACCUGUCAGCCAUCAAGAAGAACAUUGAGUCCGGCGUGAUCCGCACAACAGCAGAGUUCCAGCGCGACAUUAUGCUGAUGUUUCAGAAUGCCGUCAUGUACAACUCGUCGGACCACGAUGUGUACCACAUGGCACUGGAGAUGCAACGUGACGUCUUGGAGCACGUCCAGCAGUUCCUGGCCACCCAGCUUAUCAUGCAGACCUCGGAGAGUGCCAUCUCCGCCAAGAGCCUCCGUGGCAGGGAAGGAAACCGUAAGCCCGGGGAGCCAGCUGAGAAGGACAGUGUCCCAAUGGCCUCUCCUGCUUUCCUUCUCUCUCUUUUUGACGGAGGCACCAGGGGUCGCCGUAGUGCCAUGGAGGCUGACCUCAAAAUGAAGAAAUAGAAAUGAGAUUUCAGAGAACGAGACACUUGGAGAGACAAAGAGUCACUCAGAGAAGGUGGAGCUGAAUACUUACUGGUCACUUUGGUCGUUUUCUGAAGAGGACUGUGCAGUCUUUGUGUAGACAGUCUGGAUGGGUAUGUCUGUCUGUCAGUGUGUCUGAGAGGGCUGCACAGACCUUCUUCUCCAGUUCAUAUGAUUGGUUUAUGUGCCGUGCCGUGGGCUUUCACUCCACUUUCCCCAAGUAUCAUUUCACCAGCAAAGGUACUAGUUCAUCAUUUCCCUCUGCUGAGACAGAGCAGCGAAGAACUGUGAGACAGAGAGAGAGAACAUUUUCACCAGCAAACGUUUGUUUGGGAUCAAAUGAUGAAGCGCAGGAUGAGCUCUACUGGCCAGAUUUGAUCAUGUUGAAUCGUGGAUGCAUUAAUACUAGCUGAUUGAUCUGUGUGGGCUGAAAAGACACCAGACGGCAACAACAACCGGGAUGGCCACAUGACAAAUCACAAUGUACAGUUCCACAAAUUGCUAGCACUGCAUGCUAGGCUGACAACAGCCAGAAUCAAGACUUCUUUCAGUUUGAUCACUGCUAAAAUGUUAGAGUGAGAUUCGCUUAAGAAAAUCUGAUGAUGUCACUAAACUGGUUGUUUAUGUCUGCUUUGUUUAGUAACGUAUCAGAAGACUCCAGUCUGUUGGCCAGUACUUAAAGGAACAUACCAGUGUUUUUGCUUGUUUCAGUCUGAUUUUGUUCAUCAACCACAAAUUCCAUAUACUUUACAUUUACGUUGACCGAUUUCCAAAGCACAUUUUAGGUUUCACUACCGACCCUCAUGCAGGCGUGAGCUUCCAUUACAGCUGACAUAUGUAAUCAGUCACAGUAAACAAUUUGUUGCUUUUCAUUAUGUAGAUCGUGUGUGGUAUAGAGUCUUGCACGGGUCUGAUUUUCCCAGACCCGCUCUGGAACAUGCACAUAUGACCCAACCAGUCGACACAAGAUGCGCAACCCAGCCCCAAACCACACAUCCCACAAUAACCAUGCACUGUUUAAAAAAUUCAGUUAGACAACAUUUUUAAAUUGAUCAUUUUGGGACAUUUGAAACACGUGAAACCAGCUAAAUGUAUUUUUAAAACAAAGGUAAUUCAUGGAAUACAAUUUAAACUUAAAUUCUUUGCUCAUUUUCAAAUAGAGCAGCACGUCUCCACACUUGAUGUGCCUAUUAGUGUCACACCUGAUUGAAGCAGCUCUCAUAUUCCAGACACAAAGUCAGCAGUCAGAGAAUUAGUGUUAAAACAUUGGAUAAAAUUACUUUUGCUUUCAUUUAUUUUAUUAUAUGUAUCAUCUCACACCUGUGAUCUGACCUGCAUGGUCUUUGUUUAACCCAGAACUGAAACCCAGAAGAAAAUAGGCUACUGCCUGCAAAAUCACCUUGUUUUUAUGGGUCAGUCAUGCAAGAAAACUCUGGUGUGGUGCUGCUGAGGCCAGUUUCAGUCUCUGCAUCUGAAAAUCGACAAAGUAUGUUUUCAAAGUCCAGGAUCCAUGCUAUUAUGGAAGUGGUGAAAUGCAUAUUGGGGUUUUUUUUGGCAUGUAAAAGAUUGCCAUUUGCCAGCAGGCUUUAAAAGCUCAGAUGUCCGAGUGUCUUUGAAAGCACCAACAGAGUUUUUUUAAAGUUUGUACCUGCUUUGUCAUGUAACAAUGAUAUAACAACACACAGUAAGUCAACAUAUUGUUCACUUGAUGAAUCAUCUUAACCUCCACCUGUAAUGUACAAUGCAGGCGUCUCACUGAGUGUGUCAAUGGGCUGAAACGUAGGAUGUUUGUUGUUGCUGAAAUAGUAUUGAUGCAUCCCUAUGUGUUACUUAGGAUGUAGCCAGAGUGUGCUACGUAGAUAGCAUAAAAAAAACAUGUUUGUGUAAUGUGUGUUAGAUGAGAGUACAAAAACAAGUUUUGUACCUGUGAGCUGGAUCAUGUAGAGUUUUGUGUUUGGAUAGCUGAUACAUGUAUGUGUUCUGUUGUACAUUUGUUAAAUAAAAAGAUUAUUUGAUCUAAACCUAAA